AUGGCCACCAUGGACCCGCUCGACCUCCUCCGUCAAUCCAUCUCCCAAAAUCUCCCUGCGACCCUGCAGACAGAUGCGGGCGAGCCAGCCGACUCGCUCGCGUCCGCGUCUGUUCUGUCCUUCCCCCAGCCCGCCCCGCAGGAGGCCGUCACCGUUCCCAAGGACGCGGCUACUCGAUACUCUCGCACGGAUGCGCGCGACGACUUCUACUCGGUUGGCCACCUGUGGCUUGCCUGGACAGAGCGCGACACUGGUGUCCGUGACUACCUCGUGAAGGGCCAGGCCGCUGGUGUUGGUUACGUCUCGAUCACGGACAGGCGUGGUGUCGUAGACUUCCUCCAGGGUGCCUCGGACAGUGGUCCUCGCGUGCUUGGACAGGGAGAGGAGGCCAAGCCUGUCCCCACCGCCGCUGCGCCCUCGGCGGACUCGCUCCCCGCAGCAGCUGAGGCGUCAACUGAGGCAGGACCGUCGCGUACGGCGCCGGUGCCGAAGCGCAAGUACGAGGUGGACGUUGCCGACCGCGAGUUCUGCAAGAGGCUGCGGGCAGAGGAGGUGGAGCUUAGGGAUCGCAACACCGUCCUUCGUGUUUCCGGAGGUGGCAAGGUGAACAACUUCCAAUCGUUUGUUCAGACUGUCAUGAGCGAGAAGAUCCGCGCCUUGCGAAAGUCGUUUGAGUCCUCUGGCCGCGCUCAGCCCCAACAGCAGGCGACGCCGACCGACCCAUCCCGUGGUGCCCGCAAGGCCAAGUCAAGCCACCCUAUCAUUAUCAUUUCUUCUUCCCCUACGUCUCUUCUCACCAUGUGGAACGUUAAGAAGUUCCUCGAGCAGGGAAUCUUCGAGCCAUCUGAUGUUGCGCGCCAGAACGAGGCCCAGCAGGGCAACACGCGUGCAGAGGACAUGAUUCCCGUGUUGAGAUCAAGGAGUGGUCCCAGCGGCGAGGUGACGACCAAGUACUACGUCGUCGACAGCGUCGAAGCGUUGCAAAAGUUUGGUCAAGACCCUUGGGACCGUGUUGUUGGUGUAGUGACCACUGGCCAAGCGUGGCAGUUCAAGCCGUACAAGUGGACGGAGCCCAAGCAGCUGUUCCGCCAUGUUAAGGGCCUCUACUUCCAGUGGCACAACGAGCCGUCAAACCCGGCCAUUCGGGACUGGAACGUUACAGAGCUGAGGAUCGACCGCUCCAAGCGCCACACCGACCGUCAGGUCGUCACUGAGUUCUGGCGUCUGCUGGACCAGAAGCGUCGUUAG
Molecule: messenger RNA, 1248 nt
Organism: Apiotrichum porosum
Lineage: Eukaryota; Fungi; Basidiomycota; Tremellomycetes; Trichosporonales; Trichosporonaceae
Gene: CDC73
Product: accessory factor associated with RNA polymerase II
Exons: 8
Coding region: 1-1248 (415 amino acids)
Biological process (GO): positive regulation of transcription elongation by RNA polymerase II; transcription elongation by RNA polymerase II
Cellular component (GO): Cdc73/Paf1 complex
Molecular function (GO): RNA polymerase II complex binding
Source: RefSeq, a predicted model, not a curated record